AUGAGCAAUGAAGCUUCUGACAGCCCGGAAGACGGGGAAGUUUUCGAAAUAAACGAUUUCACCGUCAUAACUGACCUCGAAGAGUUUGCUGUUUCUGUCGACGGUCUUGUUACAAAAUGGGAUUUGGUUGGCAGAAGACCCAUUUAUCCGGUUUUUUUCUUUAGUUUUAAAUUAUGUAAAAAAAAUUCGUACAGGAUACAAAAGAGAUAGUUUUCGAGCGUCUCAAAACUGAGCUGAAAUAUGGCGAUGCUGACAAAGUUAUGGAUGCCGUCUAUGUUUUUCCUAAGAAAGUUGGUUAGAAUUUUUCUUCUAAAACUUCUUUUUUUUUCCCGGAGGAGAACGAGGAAACGGUUAAAAAGCACUGUUUCGCAUUGAGAAAGAACCUCGAAAACUCAAAGUCGGAUUUCAAGCAUAAUGAUUAUAUCACUAAGAUGGUUGGUUUUUCUAAUUUUUUUCUUAUGUAAUUGAGAAAAUUUUUAGUUUGGCUGCACUGAAUACGUGCUUUUAACUCCACAAGGAGAAGAGAACAGUACCAGCGAAGAUGAUAGAAAUUUUGUGGUCAGUGCGAUUCGUUCAGCUCUUCACAGCAUCCGAUGGUGGGUAUCUAUAGAAACUUCUCAAAAAAGCCAGGAGUUGAAAAAUUUUAGUGAGGUUCCAUUUUUCGUGCAGUUUAACGGCGAAGAACGACCCCUUUACUUUGGCUUCUCGUCCGAUGGAGAGAUCAGUUAUCAGUUUCAAGUUUCCUAUUUUCCUCCUUACAGUAAAAAUUGUAAAUUAAUUCAGAUGUUGUGCCUUUAUCAAAUAAACAAGCGUCAUACAAACCUGAGCGGCCUUUUAUCUCUUUUCAAGGAUCAUUUGGUAAGAAAAAAGUCACUUUUCUUGAUUUCUGUGUCUGUUUCAGCGCUGUCCCCCUGAGAUUAUGGAUACGGAUGACAUCAAAAUUUCAGCUAACUUUCACUAUUCCUUCGAAGUGCAUACUUUUGAACUUCUUCAAAAAAAAAAGUUAAUUUUAGGAGUAUAACCGCGGCGAGAUCAAAGUUCUUGACUCGGAAACUUUGCUCGGCCCUCCGAUUGGUUUCAACAAAAGACAUCCAUUGUGAGUCUUCCACAUCAAAAAAAUCUACUCCAAAUAUUAUUCCAGAAAAGUUACAGUCACCGCUGGCUGGACCAAUUUUCGUGAAGAUGCUCUAAUCGAAAAUGAGGUAAAAUAUGAAAACAAAAAGCAAAAAGGAGCCUUUUUUUAGUCGCACAGCGAUUUUGACCCGAUUCAUGCGACGGACUGGAAGCUCUCCACCAACUUCGAAAUAAAUCCAGGACUGCUCAGUAAGAUUUUUACUUUUUAAACAAAAAAACGAAUUGUAGGUGCAGCCAUGGAUGAUUUUGCCAAGAGGAAGAAGGCCGAUAAAAAGUCGGCAAAGGACCAACUACGAAUGGUUGAUUCUAGAGGUUUGUAAAAUUCAAACCUAUGAAUUUUGUGUAAAUUAGUGAUGUUCAGCAGCAGAAGCACUUGGACUUUUGACCGGUCGUGACGGGAUUGCCAGCCUACGGAUUGGAGAAAAAUCAGCGCCUUCGGACCCGAUUUCUCCAGAUUCUCACUGGCCUCUACCUGGAGUGACAAAAAUGUUACCUUCAUUUUUGAAAAUAUUCUUUCAGACACUUGUUGUCGCUUGGCUUGGUAUGAUUUUUCAUGGCGUUGAGGAUUCGCGCGAGAUUAUUGAUGCUGAAUUGAAAGAAUACUACACUGAAAAACAUCACGUUGCAACGGGCUGGCAGCGAAAUGAUGCACCGGUAAGAUAAUUCUAAAAUCUUUGAAACAUUCGAAAAAUUUGCAGAGGUCUCCGGAAGAAUUCCUGAAGCGGUACGGGAACAGUGAACCAGUGCCUGAUAUGAAAUCUCUGGUUAUUUAAAAAAAUUGUGGAAUUUAGUUUAUAUCUUUGUUUCAGUUUCCGGAGCUUAGAUUAAAAGCAGCGCCAGAAGACUCCAUCAGUGAACGCUUGGCAAACGCUUUCGCCCAUGCAAGAGUUUCUUUCCCUGAAACUCACAUCGAUUCUCAGCUGUGGUUGGCGUUCACUAGAAGGCUUCGUAACUAUUACGACACAAACCAGAGCAUUGGGUUUUCAAAGCCCCCUUUAUGUAUAACUUUUCUUUUGAAGAUUAUCGACCGAUAUCGAUCUCUCCUCGAGUCUGCUGAAUCAAAAGUUACAACUUUUUGAAGCCUGCAUUGAGGCGAAAAAAAGACGCCACUUGCUUUUGGAUUCGGGUCAUGUAGAUACAAACGACGCGGGUACCGGUGAGUAUUCAGAAACUUUUCGAAUAUCGUACAAAUCUUUAUAGACGAAGACGACUUUUUCGAUGCAAAUAGCGAUGUUGGCAGUGAGCCUUCAGAUCCCGGAAAAGUUGAAGAAAAAGAAGAGCAACGAGGACCGAGGCCUCCUGUUGGGCGCCUUCAUCAACUGGGAAAGCUUUGUCUGAUUGACAACCCCGAAGAAAAGCUUUACGUGCCGAUCACUCAGGUGUUUCAAAUAUUAUGAACGAAUCAAAAACUAUUUUAGGAUCGGAGUCCGAUGACUGAAGAUAUGCUCGAACGGCAUUCUCAAUAUCUUUUUUCACUGAGUGAGGAGGAAAGAGUCGAGGUUGGUUGGGAAGCUUAUAAAAAAAAUUUUUUUAAUACCAGGCGCAGCUAGAUCCACUUCGCAGUGACAUGUCGGCCUUCAAAGCGGCGAAUCCUGGGGCUCAGUUAGCCGAUUUUCUCAGAUGGCACUCAAACAAGGAUUAUGAUGAGGAAACUAGUGAGUUUUUUUUAGGCUUUUGACAUUUCCUGUAGCCUUCAGAAUGGCUGAGUCCACUCCGGGAGAUUUCUGAACUCAGUUCGGAAUAUGCUUCUAGCGCGUAAAUUAUAUCUAAGCAUCUUAUUUAUUUUGCAGCGUCAUUCCAAAUGCAACCCAAAAUUUAUCAUUUAAAUUAUUUCUUCAGAAACCAUGUCCGAAAGGAUGAGUACCCCUGGGAAUUCUUGGAUCCGUUGCUGGGAAUCCGCGAACCCCAUCCCAGUUGUUUCUCAAGCAAGACUUUUCAAUGAAACUAAAUUAGCGGAAGAGGUAAUAAUACAUUCGGAAGAUUUUUUAUUUUUUUUUUCUUUCAGAUUCUUACCAAUUUUGAGAGUAUUCCUAUGGAGAAAGUUUGUGACCUCCUGCGUCCCGUUUUCUUUGCCAAUGCUUUCCGCGAACUUUGCAUUGCUGGUAGGAAAACUGCAAACCAUACUCGUAACUCAGUUUUUAUUAGCCAACGAUUUGAAUCAUGAUAAAUUGAAGAGCCUUGGAGAUAAGAUCAAAAAAGCGACUUUCAGUGGACACGAGUGAGUUUUUUUAUUUCCGUUUUUGAACCUUCCGGAUGAUUUCUUUACAGUGACGAUUAUAAUGAUGCCGUCACGGCUGCUGAAGAACUUGACCAAAGAGCUUUAUGUAUUCUCCAGGUCAAGAACAAGUUCUACUCUUCGGUACGUUUCUGGCAAAUGUUUCAAUUGCAGAGCGAACUUUUUCCAGGUUCCUUCAACUGAUUUGGUCAAGGUUCCCGGGGAAAUCGACAAGCUUGUACGCAACUGUGUGGAAAACUUCUUUUUGAAGGAGUAAGUGGACUUUUUGAAACGAAACUUUCAAGUUUCUCUAAGAAAAACAACAAUUUUCUGAAAUGAUACGAUGAUGUAACCCUAAGAAAUCAUUUUCUUUGCAGCGACGAGGAUAACGGUCCACUCGGUCUACCUUUUCGUCCGUUGACUCCAAUCGGCCGUUGUGUGCAGAAAAUGAUGGCCACUUACUCGAAUGACUCAAUGGCCACACCGGAAGAGUGAGCUUUUCUUUUCAACUUUCAACUUCUUGAUUGAAAAAAUAUAACGCACAUUCCUGUUUCAGACGAGAGUACGUUUUGCACUGGAGUAUUCCCCGACCGCUGCUUGCAAGCGACAAAAUGCCUCAUCGCAUGUAUGCGUCCAUCGGCAACAACACCAAGAACAUAAUCGCCACUUCCGUUGGAUCUGAUGUCAACUUUAACAUUCAGCCCCAGAUGUAA
Messenger RNA from Caenorhabditis auriculariae, 4062 nucleotides. Lineage: Eukaryota; Metazoa; Nematoda; Chromadorea; Rhabditida; Rhabditidae. The record is from the annotation of a GenBank genome assembly.